AUGGUAACGGUUACCAGGAAAGAUUUUGUGGCUAUUCCAAAUGUACUGACUUGUGAAGGACGUCCCAUCUACGUGACUGUUGAAGGACGAUGCCCUCUCUGUUGGGCCUGUGGAUCGGCCGGUCAUCUAUUCAAAACGUGUCCUGGGAAGAGUCCGGAAUCGCAACCGGAAAAUACAACGGCCAAGGAAAGCACUGACACAAGUGCCAAAGUAACAAAAAAAAGGUACUGGAGAGUGGACAGAAGUGGUAAAGAAGGGAACAAAGGUUGUAUCCCCCUCACAAAAGCAGCACGUCCCAAAGAAACCCUCUGCAGGAGCGGAAACGCGACCAGCAUCAUCAGCAACAAAAGCAUUAUUUCUUUCUUUCACUCACUUACUCUUACAUUAUUUCUUUCACUCUCUUUCCCAAGCAUUCGUUCUUUCUCUGUCUCUCUCUUUUUCUUGCAGUCGUUCUUUCUUUCACAUUCGUUGCUUCUCUCUCAUUUUUUCUUUCGCAUUCGUUCUCUCUCUCUUUCUCUCGCAUUCGUUCUUUCUCUCUCUUGCAUUCGUUCUUUCUCUCUCUCUCUCUCUCACACAUUCGUUCUCUUUCUCUUUCUCUUUCUCGCGAUUUCUUUCUUUCUAUCUCUUGCUUUCUUUGUUUCUCCCUAUAAAUCUUUCACUCGCUUUCUUUCUCUCUCUCUCACUAUCUUUAUUUCUCUCUCUCUCUCUCUCUUUCUCUCGCUUUCUCUAUCUCUCACUAUCUUUCUUUCUCUCACUUUCUUUCUUGCUGUCUUGCUUUCUUUCUUACUCUCUCUCUCUCUCGCCCUCUGUCUCGCUUUCUUUCUCUCUCUUUCUCGCUCUCUAAAUGUCUUUCUAUCUCUCACUUUUUUCUUUCUCUUUCUGCCUCGCUUUCUUUCUUACUCAAUUGCUUUCUUUCUUGCUCUCUUUCUCGCUUUCUUGCUCUCUCUCUCUCGCUUUCUUUCUCUAUCUUUCUCUCUCUUUCUUGAUUUCUGUUUCUCGCUUUUUUCUUGCCCUCUCUCUUUUUCUCGUUUUUCUCUCUUUCUCUUUCACUCUCACUCGCUUUCUUUCUUUCUCUUUCUCUCACUUUCUCUGCUUCUCUCACUUUCUUUCUCUCUCUUUCAGUCUCUCUCUCUCUCUCUCCCUCACUGA
Acanthosepion pharaonis is the source of this 1149-nucleotide messenger RNA. NCBI's taxonomy places the organism in Eukaryota, Metazoa, Mollusca, Cephalopoda, Sepiida, Sepiidae. The record is from the annotation of a GenBank genome assembly.